Messenger RNA from Racocetra fulgida, 143 nucleotides. The record is from the annotation of a GenBank genome assembly. Lineage: Eukaryota; Fungi; Glomeromycota; Glomeromycetes; Diversisporales; Gigasporaceae.
GAUUCUUAUAAAUGGACUAACUCAUAUGAUCCUAGCAAACAGCUUCAAUCCAUUUUGCCUACUCAAACUCCUACCCAAACUCCAACUAUUACUGAAAUGCCAUCCUCCUCAACUAGUAACGUUGGUGCAAUUAUUGGAGGCAC